GAUCUUCUCAGCCUACAUCAAGGAGGUGGAGGAGCGGCCCAGCCCCACGCCGUGGGGCUCCAAGAUGCCUUUCGGGGAGCUGAUGUUUGAGUCGAGCAGCAGCUGCGGGUGGGUUCACAGCAUCUGCUUCUCGGCCAACGGGUCCCCGUGUGGCCGGGGCCACGACUGCUACCCCAUGCUGUUCACCUACGAGGAGAGCCAGGGCACGCUGACCUUCGGGGGGAAGCUGGACGUCCCCAAGCAGAGCUCCCAGCGCGGCCGCACCGCCCGCGAGCGCUGCCAGAACCUGGACAAGAAAGCGAGCUCCNNNNACAGCCCGGCGGGGCUGACUCCCCACCACCUCUUUGCGCUCCACAGCCAGAUCUCGGUGCUGGCGGGCGGGAAGGCCAACUGCUCGCAGUUCUGCACCACGGGCAUGGACGGGGGCAUGAGCAUCUGGGACGUCAAGAGCCUGGAGUCGGCGCUGAAGGAUCUCAGGAUCAAAUGA
This is a messenger RNA of Apaloderma vittatum (bar-tailed trogon), 487 nucleotides long. It is a transcript of the gene ARPC1B, whose product is annotated as actin related protein 2/3 complex, subunit 1B, 41kDa. NCBI's taxonomy places the organism in Eukaryota, Metazoa, Chordata, Aves, Trogoniformes, Trogonidae. The record is from RefSeq and is a predicted model, not a curated record. Gene Ontology annotation, molecular function: actin filament binding. The annotation marks the transcript as partial. Gene Ontology annotation, biological process: Arp2/3 complex-mediated actin nucleation. Gene Ontology annotation, cellular component: Arp2/3 protein complex; actin cytoskeleton. The transcript is spliced from 4 exons.